CCAGCGUAAAUCCCACUGAUGCUCUCUGGAUUGGCCGUCAGCUGCAACAGUGUUCUGGAGAGCUUCUCAAACUGUGCUCAGGAAAGCAGGAUAUGAGACAGUGCUGUGUCGCUCUCAGAGACGUGAGUCACGCAGCCGAGGACGAGCCGGAUAAUGGCUUAUCUCUCUCUCUCUCUUGCUCUGGAGGUCAUUGUGUACAGCGAGGCUCUUAAAGAGCUGUAGGUCACAUGACUCUCUCUGCUGGCUCUCACUGAGCAUGCUCAGUUCACUGUGUUGUCAGGCAAAAAAGAAGACGGCUCUGGAACAGACGAGAUCUGCAAUAGAUAAACACACAGCCGGAGAGGGAGCGCUAGUAUGGAAGGGCGCUGCUAGUGCACAGUAACUCUGCCGUAUCGGAUGGUUUGGGGCCGUGUUUCUGUAUGCAUUGUGCUGUUCAUCCGCUGUGUGUCGUGUCGGAGGAGAAGCAUCCGUCUGGCGGUCGCUCCAUCCUCGCUGAAGAAAGCACAGAGCUCAUCUUACUGAAGACAUCUCCUGUCGUCCCAGAGCGCCUGCUGUUUUGUGUUUUGAGCUGAAAUGGAUCAGAAAAGCUUCAUCCUGUUAGAGACGCGUCUGUGAACACCGGAGCCAAUGGAUAUUAAAGGCCAGGGCUGGACGGAUGAAGAAUCGGAUGGAGAGAACGAACCGGAGCAGUUCCUGUACGGGAUUCAGGGGAGCUGUGCAGCCGACCUGUACCGUCACCCACAGCUGGACGCUGACAUCGAGGCUGUAAAAGACAUUUACACGGACAGCGCUGUGUCCGUCAGAGAGUACGGCACCAUCGAUGAUGUGGACAUCGACCUGCAAAUCAACAUCGGCUUCUUGGAUGAGGAGGUGGCGACCGCAUGGAAGGUGAUCCGAACGGAGCCCAUCAUCUUACGCCUCCGUUUCUCUCUCUCACAGUAUCUGGAUGGACCGGAACCGUCUGUGGAGGUGUUUCAGCCGUCCAAUAAAGAAAGCUUCAGUUUGGGCCUUCAACUAAAGAAAGGUAAUUCCAGCGUGAACUCAUCCGCUGGCUGUGGCCUCCAUCUUGGCUCCAGGUCUCCCAGUUUCCCCCUGAUCCAGGACACAGUGUUGAAAGGCAAACUGAACGUGCCCGAGCUCAGAGUCACCCGGCUCAUGAACCGCUCCAUCUCCUGUACCAUGAAGAACCCCAAGGGGGAGCUGUUUAGCUAUCCUCCGAACAGCCAGACUGUGGCUGUCCCGGCGGGCAGGGCCCCUGCGCAGAUUACCACCCGCCAGCUGAUUGAGUUGUUUUUCUCAUCCCAGGCGGGCGGACACUGCAAGAACAUCCCCACGCUGGAGUACGGCUUCCUCGUGCAGAUAAUGAAAUACUCUGAGCAGCGCAUCCCCACUCUGAACGAAUACUGCGUGGUGUGUGACGAGCAGCACGUCUUCCAGAACGGAUCCAUGCUGAAGCCUGCGGUUUGCACGAGAGAGCUGUGUGUGUUUUCCUUCUACACGCUGGGAGUGAUGUCCGGAGCGGCUGAGGAGGUGGCCACCGGCGCUGAGGUGGUGGACCUGCUGGUGGCCAUGUGUCGCGCCGCUCUCGAGUCGCCCCGUAAAAGCAUCAUCUUCGAGCCGUAUCCAUCUGUGGUCGACCCUAAUGACCCCAAAACGCUCGCCUUCAACCCGAAGAAGAAGAAUUAUGAGCGUCUGCAGAAAGCUCUAGACAGUGUGAUGUCUAUUCGGGAAAUGACACAGGGAUCGUAUCUAGAGAUUAAGAAGCAGAUGGAUAAACUGGAUCCUCUGGCUCAUCCGUUACUGCAGUGGAUCAUAUCCAGCAACAGGUCUCAUAUUGUGAAGCUGCCGCUCAGUAGGCAGCUGAAGUUCAUGCACACAUCUCAUCAGUUUCUGCUGUUGAGCAGCCCACCUGCAAAAGAAGCUCGAUUUCGCACCGCAAAGAAACUCUAUGGCAGCACCUUUGCCUUCCAUGGCUCCCAUAUUGAAAACUGGCACUCGGUUCUGAGGAAUGGACUGGUCAAUGCCUCUUAUACUAAACUGCAGCUGCAUGGAGCAGCGUACGGGAAGGGCAUCUAUCUGAGCCCCAUAUCCAGUAUUUCCUUUGGAUACUCAGGAAUGGGGAAGGGCCAGCAUCGCAUGCCCACUAAAGAUGAGUUAGUCCAGCGAUAUAAUCGAAUGAACACAAUGCCACAGAGUCGCCCCAUACAGUCACGGUUCCUCCAGAGCAGGAACUUAAACUGCAUCGCUCUGUGUGAAGUGAUCACAUCCAAAGACCUGCAGAAACAUGGCAACAUCUGGGUGUGUCCGGUGUCUGACCACGUCUGCACACGCUUCUUCUUCGUGUGAGUGUCUCUCUGAUUGAUCACGGCAAUCUACGG
Molecule: messenger RNA, 2378 nt
Organism: Sinocyclocheilus grahami
Lineage: Eukaryota; Metazoa; Chordata; Actinopteri; Cypriniformes; Cyprinidae
Product: poly [ADP-ribose] polymerase 6-like
Exons: 23
Coding region: 628-2346 (572 amino acids)
Molecular function (GO): NAD+ poly-ADP-ribosyltransferase activity
Source: RefSeq, a predicted model, not a curated record